Williopsis jadinii is the source of this 2140-nucleotide messenger RNA. RefSeq names its product mismatch repair protein MLH3 (gene MLH3). The record is from RefSeq and is a predicted model, not a curated record. Gene Ontology annotation, biological process: mismatch repair. Lineage: Eukaryota; Fungi; Ascomycota; Saccharomycetes; Phaffomycetales; Wickerhamomycetaceae. The transcript has a single exon. Gene Ontology annotation, cellular component: mismatch repair complex. Gene Ontology annotation, molecular function: ATP binding; ATP hydrolysis activity; ATP-dependent DNA damage sensor activity. The coding region runs from base 45 to 2015 and encodes 656 amino acids.
CUCUGGCGGUGAUUCUGGACUUGCCUGGAGCGUUGGAUGCGGUGAUGGCGAACAGUGUGGACAGUGGGGCGACGGAAAUGAUGGUGGUGGUCAAUAUUGGACGACUGGGCCUGGUCGUCAGAGAUAAUGGAUGUGGCAUUCAUCCGGAUGAUGUUGGUCGUGUUGGUGAGCGGCACAUGACUACAAAGGUACAGAGUGUGGACUGCGUGUCCAAGGUUGCUAGCCGAGGGUUCAGGGGAGAAGGACUAUGUUCUAUUGGUAGCAUCAGCGUUAUGACGAUAAAGACAAGAAGUUGUGGGUUCAACGGUAGUUACAUGACAAGGAUCCAUAACGGAGAGAGGGUCAUUAAGUGUGUGAAAGUUGACGAGGGAAGGAUUGAAGGAGAAUCGGGAACAGAGGUUCGGGUGGAGCAGAUGUUCCACAAUACACCUGUGAGAUUCAAGCACCUCCAGCAGCUACAGGAGUCAAAGACACUGCAGAAGAUCAGGGAUCUCGUGUUUGAGUAUGCUAUGGGGAACCCCAAAUUAGCGAUAACCGUUGCGAGGGAGAGCGAAUCGGGCCAAAUGAGCUCCAUAUGUCAAGUGACUCCAAGGUGUCGAAGCGAUCUUGCGAAGUAUUGGUGUGAUACUUUGAAUCAAGUGUACGGUAUGGAACUUGCUGGCAGGUUUGAAUAUGCGACGCAUACUUCUACUUCUUCAAAGGAGUCUGUGCUGAUAAGUACACUACCUCUACAAACAAAGUCUUUUCAGUUCGUUUUUAUAAAUGGCCGGAGAGUCACUUCUCAAUUAAGUGAACAAGUACGGAAAGAGCUAUCCUGUGGCAAGUUUGAGUAUACGGAGGGGCACAUUGAACAUGCUUUGACCACGAAUAAUGUGUCACCAAGAAAAGGUAAAAAAGGAGCUAGCAUAGUUGGGUCUACUUAUAGUAAACACCCUCUUUCAAUUGUUGACGUUUGGAGUGACAAUGCUAUCAGAAACUUUGAAAAUGGUCAACCAAUGUUGCUUGAUGAGGAACUCAAAUGUGCAAUCAGUGGUAUUCAUAAGAUAUUUUGUGAUUUCAGAGAUAUGACUUUACAUAGGGGGCAGAUGAAUGAAGAUCACACAACACACAGAUCAGAAAUUGAGAGUACCGUGAUUGAAGACGCUACAGUUAGCAACAGAAAGGCUCAAUCUUCAAAAGGAAAAGAGCUCGCGAGUACUGUUGGAUAUGCGAGCUCAUAUGACUGUCAUGAUUCUAAUGAACUUCCUCAAAGACUUGAAGAUAUGAUCAAGAGACGUAAGCUGAUAACACAUAAUGACGACCUUGAUAUCAAUACUGAUGAUGCUGUGACCAUCAAACAGGAAGAGCAGACACCGAGGGAUUUACUAACGAACUGCUCGGUUAUAGCUCAAGUUGAUGAUAAGUUCAUCUUAAUUAAAUCAAAAGUUGAACCGAAACUAUACAUCGUUGACCAGCAUGCGUGCGAUGAACGAAUAAGAGUAGAGGAGCUCUACAAGCAGCUUAUUGAGAUGGCAUCCCAAUCAACGCAGUCCUUAGCAGUACCUUUGAAAACUAACGUCAGUGCUGAUGCACCACUAGGGGCGUUAGAACUUCUCAACACAUAUUCCAAAGAGUUAGAGAAUUGGGGAAUAAAAUUUACAACAGCUAGAUCAAACAACGAAUCUGGGAAUGUGACUUUUACACAUUUGCCCGAGUUGAUGCAUUGUAAAGUUGAUGAUGAUAACUCGUUCGUAGUUCGUUCCAUCAUGCAAUACGCACACGAUUUGCAGGAUAAAGUCAAGCUCACAUCACUGAACAGACACCAGGAUUGGUUUUUGAACAUGCAGGCCAUGCCAACAAUAUUAACAUUGUUGCUUAACAGUAAAGCAUGUCGGAGUGCAAUAAUGUUUGGACAAACACUGUCCAAAUUUGAAUGCCAAUUGCUAGUACAGAAGUUAGCACAGUGUAAACAGCCCUUCCAAUGUGCUCAUGGGAGACCUUCUGUUAUUCCCUUAUGCAACUACACGAACCUAUAAUUACGAAGACAACUAAUUAAAGAAGAAACGUCAACAAUUCACCAAAGAAAUAAACAAUGUGUAAUGAGAGCACUCUAAGAUUAUCCAAGUAGGAUGAAGCCCUUUUCCUUAUAUCACGUGAGCAC